AUGUCUCCCCCGCAUACGCAAGUAUUCGAAGAUGGUAUCACAGUCACGCCGAUAUCAUCGCAUACAUAUGCCACGAACGUUCAUCAAGAUUGGACUAUUGGAGCCGUCCCCCAUGGCGGCUAUACAAUGUCAAUCCUCUACCGCCUGGCCAUCACACAUUUCAAACACACGCAUCCAACACGACACAAUGCCCAACCUCUACCAAUAUCCAUGCAAAUGACAUUCCUUCGUCGAACAGCCGCGGGACCGGCGACUCUGACAGUGGAAGAUUCAAAGCUGGGAUUGAGAACGUCUACGAUUCACGUUACACUUUCUCAGGAAGAUGAUAGCAGGAGCAGCAGCGCUAAGAAGCAAAAUAAAAAGCUAACGGCUAAAGUGGUGGGAUAUAUCACCGUAUCAGACCCCAUUUCGGAUGUUGGGCCUUCAAUUCCUUUGGCUUGGGAGUUGUAUCCGCCUGCACCGAGUCGUGGACCCCCCAGUGUUGUGAUUACUGCCGACAAUGUGAGCUUGUCGCCGGACAAUACCACCCAAUCGAAAUGGAGACAGACAGGGCCAACAGAUUGGGCCAAAUUCAGGCUCGUGGAACAUCAAUGUAUUACCUUUGGACCGACAAGCGAGUAUAAGACACCGGGGGUAUUGGAUCAAUGGGCGAGACUUCGAACUGUGACCACGGGGUCUUCAGCAGCUGGGAAUGGGAAGUGGACGAACGAGACGCUUCCGUUUUUGAGUGAUUGGUUUCCUGCGGGGUUGGAGGAAGUGGGCAGUCAAUCCCUAUCUUCGUCGUCGUCGCCAGCCUCAACGAGGCCCAAAAUUCCUCCGUUUUGGUAUCCGACUGUCACGUUGAAUAUAGACUUUAAGAAGAGUCUUCCGCCUCAGGGGGUGGAUUGGUUAUAUUCUCGAGUUGUGAUGAAAUCCGUACGAAACGGAAGAAUGGAUAUUGAGGUGAUCAUCAUGGAUGAACAGGGGGAGAUUGUCGCAUUGUGUUCGCAUAUCGGGUUGGUGGUUCCUAUUGAGCGCAACACGAGUGGGAGAAAGUACGAAAAGCCCAAGAUAUGA
This is a messenger RNA of Talaromyces marneffei, 1056 nucleotides long. RefSeq lists its product as uncharacterized. Lineage: Eukaryota; Fungi; Ascomycota; Eurotiomycetes; Eurotiales; Trichocomaceae. The coding region runs from base 1 to 1056 and encodes 351 amino acids. The record is from RefSeq and is a predicted model, not a curated record. The transcript has 2 exons.